GAGAGAGAGAGAGACGACGUCGUCGUGAGAUCAAGUGCGGGAGGAGGACCGCCACACAGUAGGAGAAGUACGCUACCUAGCCUAGUACCUAGGCUCGCGUUGGACGUCGUGGGGCACGCUGGACAGCUCGAGCGAACCGCGCGCGCUGACGUCGACAGAGAGCGUUAAAUCGUUCCGUCAUCUCUCUCGCUCUCUCUCUGCCCCCUCCAUCCCACCUCACUCUCCCCUCGCUCCCUUCUCCGUCGUCCGUCAAGCAUCGCGCGCGCGAGACAUACCGUCGUCGGUCGGUGCGCCGUGUGACAGCUUCCGCGCGCGGUCUUCUCUCUGUGCCAGUUCGAUCGUCGUCUGUCGUCGUCGUCGUUCUUGUCGUCGACAACGUCUCGCGUUCCUCGAAAGCGGAAUCGCGCGCGCGGGCAACCAAGUGCCGAGAGGUAGAAGAACGCGGAACCGCGGACUCUGCUCGAGGUUCCGGAGAGGCCGGCGUCCCCGGCGACGAGCCGUUCGCGUGUAGCUCGGGGCAUCAUCGACGUCGAUUGAUUGUCGAUCGGUCAGCACCUAGUAGCAGCAUCAGCGGCGGCGGCACCAUGGCGGACGAUCCGGAGAACAACACGUGCGAGGACUCCUUCGGGAUCGACUCCAACACCUAUUUUGCCAACAAGUUGCGGGGCCGGAAGGGCGCUCUCAAGAAGAAGAAUAUCUAUAUGGUCAAGAAUCAUAGCUUCAUGCCAAGGUUCUUCAAGCAGCCCACCUUCUGUAGCCACUGCAAGGACUUCAUAUGGGGCUUCGGGAAACAGGGAUAUCAGUGCCAAGUAUGUAGUUUCGUCGUUCACAAACGAUGUCACGAAUACGUGACCUUCACGUGUCCUGGAGCUGACAAAGGAGCCGACUCGGACGCGAGCCAAAAGCACAAAUGGGAUGUGUUCACGUACCUGACGCCGACCUUCUGCGACCACUGCGGCUCGAUGCUUCAUGGUAUCGCCCAUCAGGGACUCAAGUGUUCAGCAUGCGACAUGAACGUACACAAGAGGUGCGAGGAGAGCGUGCCGAAUCUAUGCGGAUGCGAUCACACCGAAAGACGUGGUCGUAUACAUCUACACAUCACGUGUUCCGGUAGCAAGCUCACCAUAGAGGUGCGAGAAGGACGAAAUCUUAUUCCAAUGGAUCCGAACGGACUAUCGGAUCCUUACGUUAAGCUGAAGUUAAUCCCGGACUCGGACAACGUAAAGAAGAAAACAAAGACAAUCAAGUCGUGCUUAAAUCCAGAAUGGAAUGAGACACUCAUCUUCGACCUGAAACCCGAGGAUAAAGAUAGGCGGCUAUUGAUCGAGAUAUGGGAUUGGGAUCGAACGUCCAGAAACGAUUUUAUGGGAUCCCUAUCUUUUGGCAUAUCGGAGCUUAUUAAAGCGCCCGCGAGUGGUUGGUUCAAGCUCCUCACUCAAGAGGAGGGUGAGUUCUACAAUGUACCUGUUCCUGAGGAAGGCGUCGACCUCGCCGAGCUUAAAACCAAAAUGCGGAAAACUUCGGUAACGAAGAAGACACAUGCGGCCCACGAUAAGGAUGUGCCGCACAAUAUGGGCAAGAGCGAUCUGAUACGAGCUAGCGACUUUAAUUUCUUAAUGGUACUCGGCAAAGGCAGCUUUGGCAAGGUCUUGCUGGCGGAGAGAAAGGGAACCGACGAGCUGUAUGCUAUCAAAAUCUUGAAGAAGGACAUUAUUAUCCAGGACGAUGAUGUGGAAUGCACGAUGGUUGAGAAACGUGUACUCGCGCUCUCGAGUAAACCGCCCUUCCUCGUGCAAUUGCAUUCUUGCUUUCAGACAAUGGAUCGUCUAUACUUCGUAAUGGAAUACGUGAAUGGCGGCGAUCUGAUGUACCAAAUACAGCAGUGUGGCAAAUUUAAAGAGCCGGUGGCAGUAUUCUAUUCGGCUGAGAUAGCGAUCGGCCUGUUCUUCUUACACGCGCGCGGCAUCGUCUACCGUGAUCUCAAGCUCGAUAACGUUCUGCUGGAUCAGGACGGCCACAUAAAGAUCGCCGACUUUGGCAUGUGCAAGGAAGGCAUUACCGGCGAUAAAACUACCAAGACCUUUUGCGGCACGCCCGAUUACAUAGCACCGGAGAUUAUCCUAUACCAACCUUAUGGCAAAUCCGUGGAUUGGUGGGCUUACGGUGUAUUGCUCUACGAGAUGCUAGUGGGCCAACCACCGUUCGAUGGCGAGGACGAGGACGAACUUUUCUCCGCGAUUACGGACCAUAAUGUCAGUUAUCCGAAGAGUCUAUCCAAAGAGGCCAAAGAAGUUUGUAAAGCGUUCCUCACAAAGAAUCCGAGCAAGAGAUUAGGAUGCGGAAUGCGCGGCGAGGAUGACGUGCGGAUCCAUGCGUUUUUCCGGCGUAUUGACUGGGAGAAAAUAGAGAAUCGCGAGGUGCAACCACCCUUCAAGCCAAAGAUUCAACAUCGUAAAGACGUGAGUAAUUUCGACAAGCAGUUCACCUCAGAAAAAACGGAUCUGACUCCCACGGAUAAGCUGUUCAUGAUGAACUUGGAUCAGACGGAAUUUAUGGGUUUCUCGUAUCUCAAUCCAGAGUUUGUGCAACACGUUUAAGCGAAAUACUUUAUCUCAGGCUCGUACCUAUCUUUCACUUCAUUCCUCGUCGUUCAUCUUUCUCUUUGUCACUCAGGGCUCUCUCAUCCCUCUCUCUCUUGCUCUCUAUCCGUUUUCUCUCUCUCUCUCUCUUUCUCUCGCUCUCUGAAUCUCGCUGUAGCAUUUUCGUGAUAAAACGAGCGAGAAUUUGGUGCGCUAUCGUUUUUGAAUUUCAUUAAGAAUUCACGCGAGAUUCACUGAUGUAUUUUUAAGCAGUCGCGCGAUAGUCGAUUGUAUAUCACUACGCUGUAAGAAAGAUAAAACAAGAGAAAGAAAUACGGCGUAGGUGCUGAAGAUUCGAUCCAAAUAAUUAUCGCGAGAAAAAAAA
Messenger RNA from Formica exsecta, 2964 nucleotides. It is a transcript of the gene Pkc53E, whose product is annotated as protein kinase C, brain isozyme. Gene Ontology annotation, biological process: protein phosphorylation. Gene Ontology annotation, molecular function: ATP binding; diacylglycerol-dependent serine/threonine kinase activity; zinc ion binding. NCBI's taxonomy places the organism in Eukaryota, Metazoa, Arthropoda, Insecta, Hymenoptera, Formicidae. The coding region runs from base 585 to 2597 and encodes 670 amino acids. The record is from RefSeq and is a predicted model, not a curated record. The transcript has 14 exons.